Molecule: messenger RNA, 1819 nt
Organism: Amphimedon queenslandica
Lineage: Eukaryota; Metazoa; Porifera; Demospongiae; Haplosclerida; Niphatidae
Product: solute carrier family 15 member 4-like
Exons: 2
Coding region: 32-1759 (575 amino acids)
Source: RefSeq, a predicted model, not a curated record
UGAUUUUGAUAAGGUCUGCUAUUGAAAUAAGAUGGAUCCUGUCUCUCCAGAAAGAAGGAGGUUAUCACCCUCUUCUUCACUUGUUAACAAUGCAAGUAAAAGGAAGUACAAACCUUUCAACUGCUUCAGUAACUACUGUAAGGAAUUAAAGUCUCGUUCAUUGAGUUUACCAUCAAUCCUCCUACUGAUUUAUGCUCUGCCAAUUGAAAUUUGUAUUUUAAUGACUGACUUUACCAGUAACCAGUUCAGCCAGUGUGACUUAUUUCACUCUAAAAGGGAUAUAAUUUUUAAUAAUUUAGGGCUCAUAGUAAAUGUUCUCCUACUUUUCACCCCUUUCUGUGGUUGGUUAUCAGAUACUAAGAUUGGUAGGGGUAAUGCUAUUUAUCUUGGUCUAUGGCUUGGUUGGAUAGGCACUUUACUCUGGGCUAUAGGAUGCUGUUUGCAAUAUAAUUCAUGUGGUGCUACUGCUCUGGUAGGAAGAUAUAUGUUUUUUACUGUAGCUUUUGUUUUCAUGUUAGUAUCAUUGUCACUCAUGUAUACUAAUAUUUUACCAUAUAAUUUAGAUCAAAUGAUGGAUGAAUCAGCUGUUAGAAUUAGAGCAUUCAUUCACUGGUUUAUGCUGUGUCUUUAUAGUGGCUAUGUCUCUUCAGUUUUAUCAGAUGAACUCAUCAUUUCAGUUGUGGCUUUUGCUCUCUUUUCUUUUUGUCUUUGUCUUCAUUUUCUUUUUAAGCAUCGUUUUGAGCACAUACCUAUUCCUAAUCCUUAUAAAAUUGUAUUUAAAGUUUUGAAGUUUUCUCUUAAAACUAGUCGCACUAGAAGACAGCAUCGUAGUGCAUUUACAUACUGGGGAGAGGAGCCCAGUAGAAUGGAUCUUGCUAAGGAGAGGUAUGGUGGUUGUUUUUCUCAUGAAGAAGUGGAAAAUGUAAAGACUUUUCUACGUAUUGCUGUUGUUUUGGCUACUUCUUUCUCCCUAUUUGUCCCCAUUGUUCCAGUUUUGAAUAGUUCCUCAAAUUUUGUUGCACAGUUUAAACAUGGUUAUGAAGGUUUGAAUGGAAAUGCUAAAAGUGUUCUUUGGUUUCUUAGCAACAUCAUUCCUUUGUUUGUUCUAAUCCCUUUGUUUGAACUAGUUAUUUUACCUCUUUUUCCUAAAUUAGAAUAUUUUCUGAGUAAACCUUUGAGAGGACUUGGCUUGGCUAAUGUUCUCAUCCUAUUAUCUAUUCUAAGUUUAUUUCUCAUUGACUUGAUUGGAAGAAUUGCUAGUAGCAUUACAUGUACUUCUAAAAUGCCUUGCUUCUUCAUUUGGAAAUCAGUCCAUCCAACAAUUGAUAUUUCCUAUUGGAUACUACUCAUACCAUCAGUUUUAGCUGGUACAUCAUAUUUUCUUUCUUAUAUAUGUCUAUUUGAGUUCAUGUGUAGUCAAGCUCCUUUUGGUAUGCAUGGAAUAAUUUUUGGACUAUUCUGGUUUGUACAUGCUUUCUAUAUUGACACUGGUUCAGGUAUUUUAUUAAUAGUUUAUUAUCACCAUAUACCCUCAGUCUCAUUUAUGUCAUGUACCUCAUGGCUCUCCAUGAUAUUUUGUAUAAUCGCUGUUAUUGGAUUAGUGGUGUAUGUAUUAAUAGCUCGAUGGUAUGUCAAUAGGGUCAGGGAUACUGAUCUUGGUCUACGUGCAGCAGUAGAAGAACACUGGGAGAAUAGACUAAGGUCAGGAAAUGCCAUAACUGAUAUUGAUACAAAAGAUUUAUUUGUUUCAAGUGUUUGAUAGUUUUUGUUAAUUUUUGCAAUUUUUUAUUUUAUAAUAAGAACUGUCACUUCUCUAUUA